UGUAGAUAUAUCUAUUUUGCGUUCGAUAAUAUCAAUUUUGUAACUAAAAUAAUGCAUUAUUAACAAUCUUCUUGUAAUAUUUUUAAUAUAUCCAUUGUAAGAAAUAAGUGCUGCUGUAUUGACAUCAAUGAAACAAGCUCAUCAUAUAAAAAUUCAGUGUUGGGGUUCCAUGAAAAAUUUUGAAUCCAUACAUUUAUCCACAUAACCAAACAUAAUGAAUAAUUGUGGAAGUGGAGUAGGAGGUGGAGUUCCCAUCACAGUUGGAGCUUAUGACACUAAAAUAGCGGGUUUAUAUGACUUGCUUGACACUCUUGGCUCUGGACAUUUUGCUGUUGUAAAAUUGGCACGGCAUGUCUUUACAGGAGAAAAAGUUGCAGUAAAAGUAAUUGAUAAAAGUAAAUUAGACGAUGUUUCAAAAUCGCAUUUAUUUCAAGAGGUUCGCUGCAUGAAAUUAGUUCAGCAUCCAAAUGUAGUAAGACUUUAUGAAGUAAUUGACACACAGACUAAGUUGUAUUUAAUACUCGAACUGGGAGAUGGAGGUGAUUUAUAUGAUUACAUUAUGAGACAUGAAUCUGGUCUCUCAGAAUCUCUCGCUCGUGAUUACUUCAGACAAAUAGUCCGUGCAAUCUCAUACUGUCACAGGUUACAUGUUGUACACAGAGACUUGAAACCUGAAAAUGUAGUAUUUUUUGAAAAAUUAGGAGUAGUAAAAUUGACUGACUUUGGUUUUAGUAAUAAGUUCUGUCCAGGACAGAAACUAGAAACAUCAUGUGGAUCUUUGGCUUAUUCAGCUCCAGAAAUAUUGUUAGGUGAUUCCUAUGAUGCUCCAGCCGUUGAUGUGUGGUCUCUUGGAGUAAUACUAUAUAUGUUAGUGUGUGGACAAGCACCUUUUCAAGAAGCUAAUGAUAGUGAAACAUUAACCAUGAUUAUGGAUUGUAAAUACACUAUGCCAUCUCAUGUCUCAAAUUCAUGUAAAAGGCUUAUAGGAAGAAUGCUUGUAAGGGAACCUGAAAAGCGUGCCACAUUAGCAGAAAUUGCAACUGAUCCUUGGAUUACUGCUGGUGAAGUUGUCACUAUAGAAGACUUUGAUACACCUCUAGUUGCAAAACAGGACCUCACUGAAGAAGAUCGGGCUGCAAUCCUGCAAAGAAUGGUUAAUGGUGCUAUUGCUACAAAGGAGCAUAUAUUAGAAGAAUUGGAGAAAAAUGAAUAUAACCACAUUACAGCUACUUAUUAUUUAUUAGCAGAGAGAAAGCUUAGAUCUAAAAGACAAGAAGCUAGACAAAGUGCUAGGCGGCCAGAAGUAUUGUCUGUGUCUCGGACAUCAAAGGGGCUACUUGCACCUCCACAAUUGUCUGCUGCACCAAGGACACCACAAGAUGUUCCUCCGCGAUCGCGCAAGUGCAGCAUCGUUCGCGAGGAGGAGGACGAUGAAGAAGGUGCGGUGGCGACGCCGUCUGCACGCUCGUCAGACGCGCGCCGAGGCUCGCGCUCCGAAGGGCGUCUGCACCUCGCGAGACCCGCGCAACUUGCCGACAACCUCACGAAGGUGAAUCUCGACGAAGGUGCGAGCACUGUAACCAACGCAGCAACGCAGGUAGCCGAGAGUGCACGCCGUGCGCCGCCGGCCCCGGCACCAGCCCGGAGGCAACGUCUUGAAUGCCGGCGGAGGCGUGCUCGGGCGGGUUCAUGCUCGUCUUCAGACUUAUCAGACGAUGAUUCGGAAAAGAAGAAACGUGCCGGAGAGCAGACGCCGGCGCCGAGUGAACGCGCGCGCCGCGACUCCCACGACGACUCCAGUGACAGCCAAGAGCGUGGCGCUGCGAGGCGACCCGCGCCUAGGCCACCGCCCCCUGCGCCUGCGCCGGCGCCCACACACGGAGGGGGUUCAUCAAGCGGUAGCGGGGGAGGGGGGGCUGCGGGAGACGCACGGGGCGGGGGUGCGGGGAGCACGGGGGGACGUCGACGACGCGCCGCAAGGAAGGAGAGUCGUCUGCGGGAGUCGCGUUCACUUAACCGCAUCGCUGAGGUGGAGGAGGCGAGCGCAGCGCGGUGGGCGGGCGGCGGUCUGGUUGCGCUGUGCGGGCGGCCAUUGCUCCGCCUGUUGGCAGCCGCACGCCCCGCGCCCUCCGCGCGUCGUGUGCACGGCCUGUGCUGACUGCGCACGCCGGCGCCGGCGCCCCCCCGCCUCUCCGCCGCAACCUUGCCGCAGGCGGCAGUUUAGUGCACCGCGCCCAGCUGAACCAACCUUACAGUGACCACGUCACGCCUACCUUAUUUUUUUUUCUCGUGGGUAAAUCCUCAUGGAUACCACCGCGCCACGGGGAGGCACGGUGAUUAUGUCGGACUAGUACCGACUAAAAUCCCACGGAUUUUUCCACCGGUCGCCUUGUGGCUGGGCAUCCGCGAAACCUCACAUCUACGUAACGCAACCCGCGAACACGUCAAUAUUGUUGACAAUAAUCAAAUUUUUUUUUCCUAAAAAAUGAAAAUGCAUAUUUAACUUUCGGAUACGACAUCCUGCAACUCUCGCAAUUGCGGCUUGAGAUCUGUACCAAGCUACGGUUGUUAUAGAACUGGUGCCGAAAUCCAUAUAUGCCACAGUAUCAGUCUUGCGACUACUCGACUUCUGCGCCAUCUAGUAGGAAAAAUUGCAGUUUUGAUCUACUUUUCAGAGGUGCAUACUGCAAUUAGUCGCUUUUUGAACACUCUGUAGUGUAGGUAAAAACACUUUAGUAAAAAUUAAAAAAA
Molecule: messenger RNA, 2751 nt
Organism: Pararge aegeria (speckled wood butterfly)
Lineage: Eukaryota; Metazoa; Arthropoda; Insecta; Lepidoptera; Nymphalidae
Gene: Snrk
Product: SNF-related serine/threonine-protein kinase-like
Exons: 11
Coding region: 215-2158 (647 amino acids)
Biological process (GO): protein phosphorylation; intracellular signal transduction; microtubule cytoskeleton organization
Cellular component (GO): cytoplasm
Molecular function (GO): protein serine/threonine kinase activity; tau-protein kinase activity; ATP binding
Source: RefSeq, a predicted model, not a curated record